GUGCCUCCAGCAGUGCACCCUCUAGUGGGAAUCUUUCACGACACAACUUCGGAUUCUGCCUGUCGCCAAGCACGCGUACAUCGGCACCCUGUUCAUGAACUCAAAGGGCGGAUGCCAAAUCUGGUUAACUCACCUAGCAGCCACCCACGGCGUCGAUGUCGCAGAUCUGAAGGAUAAAAUCACAUGGGAAGAGUUGACACGGCUAUGGAAGAAGCGGUUCAUCGUCGAUGACGCACCAGCACUAGCCAUCAAUCGUCUCUUCACCAUGUCUCAGGGCAACACAGCAACACGUGACUGGCUCACGGAAUGGCAGAAGAUCGCGACAGUGCCCGAUCGAGACUUACCAUUCACGCAUUUACGCCGUGAGUUCUACAACAGGUCAUGCGCUGCGCUGAGCCAGACACUUGGUGAUCGCGAGCAGUAUGCAACUUUCGCCGAGAUAAUUGACAAGGCAAGAGAGAUCAUCAAGACCAACAGGUCGGCUGCACACGAAAAGUCAACGUGGCAGCCAACCUAUGUGGAGAAGGUGAGAACUGGACGUGAGGCGACUCCACCUCUCACUCCGCCAGAUUCGGCCGCCUUGCUAGCGGCCUCCUACACAUCUGGGGAGGAUGCGCAUGUCGCAAGUCCUCGGUACACUUACAAGGAUUAUGCUGUCCACUUGGUCUCACCGCUGGACCAACCGCUCCACGUGCAACACUCUACCGCAUGCACGGUUUCAUCACCAUCGACAACCGAUUCGGCAGCUUCGCCGUCAUCUACCGCCGGGGAUUCAACGUCAUGGUCAAGACUUGAAGAGCUCGACCCGUUGACUUUUGAGGACUUCCAAUGGAUGCCCCUGCCCCGGUCCGGUCGAUUGCCGAAACCGCAUUGCAACGUGCUCAAAGCACAAUUGCGGGAUUACUUGCACACUGCAGUACCGACUCCGUUGAUGGACGCCGGAGUAGAGGUUGUCGACCUCCACGCCUACAUUGCGAAGAUCGACCGCGAGUUCAAGAUGCAACGGAACGACGACAUCGACGCACCAUUGCUAUAUGUACGCAUUCAGAUCGGAGAGGCGACCUGCAACGCUUUGAUCGAUUGUGGAGCAUCUCGCAACUACAUGAGUCAGGACUUCAUGGUACGCCCUGACUUUGGCCCACGAGUCCGAAGGAAGUCCCAACCCACGCAAGUCACGUUGGCGGACGGUCACACGUACAAGUCAAUCGACCGGUGCAUUGAUGACGUCCCAGUGUACUUUGCCCCUCACGGAAGUGAGGCGGUGUCCUUUGACAUUCUGGACACCAAAUUCGACAUGAUCUUGGGCAUGUCAUGGCUGCGAAGCGAGGACCACCCGGUGAACUUCUACUGCCGCAUCGUUCACGUUUGUGAUCGGAACGGAGUACUAGUCCCAUGCACGGUAGCUCCUCCUCACCCUUCAGUCAAAUGUCAUGUGGUAUCCGCCAUGCGAGCUUCCAUCAUCAGAGACGACAUCAAGGAGAUGGGGGUGUGUUUUCUCCAUGCCCUCCCGUCCCAUGACGCUUCAUCGAUGGACUCUCCUUCGGAUCCACGCAUCACCGAGCUUCUCGACGCCUACAGCAACGUGUUCGAAGGCCCGCACGAAGUAGUACCGAAUCGGCCUAUCCGCCAUGAGAUCAUCCUCGAGAACGGGGCCGUACCUCCACGCGGUUGCAUCUACCGAAUGAGCGAGGAAGAGUUAAGUGUGCUUCGGGCACAACUCGACGACCUUCUGGAGAAAGGAUGGAUUCGGCCUAGCUCAUCGCCAUACGGUGCUCCUGUUCUCUUCGUCCGGAAGAAGAACAAGGAUUUGCGGUUGUGCAUCGAUUAUCGCAAGCUCAACGCGCAGACGAUCAGAAACGUCAGCCCUCUCCCACGCAUCGACGAUCUUCUCGAGCGACUGGGCGGCGCCAAGUUCUUCUUCAAGCUCGAUCUCAAGUCGGGAUAUCACGAACUCGAGAUCCGGCAGGAGGAUCGCUACAAGACUGCGUUUAAGACGCGAUAUGGGCAUUUCGAAUGACUGGUUAUGCCAUUUGGCCUUACGAAUGCCCCGACCAC
This is a messenger RNA of Chara braunii, 2055 nucleotides long. The record is from the annotation of a GenBank genome assembly. NCBI's taxonomy places the organism in Eukaryota, Viridiplantae, Streptophyta, Charophyceae, Charales, Characeae.